AUGCAAAGUCAAGUGACACUGGUAAGGGAUCUGGCCACCAAAGAGCAUUAUGGAAGACACGAGUUGAAACAGCAACCAGAGUUUGUACGAGGAGGGAAUUUGAUGCCUCACCAGUUGGAUGGUUUGAACUGGCUUAUCUUUCAGUGGGAGCGCAGCAAGGGAUGCGUCCUUGCUGAUGAUAUGGGCUUAGGCAAAACAAUUCAGAUAGUGACCUUUCUAAACUUUUUGCUAAAGAAGUAUGAGAUCUAUCCGUUUGUUAUCGUCGUACCUCUAAGCACAACAACCAAUUGGUUACGUGAAUUUGCGAAAUGGGCACCGGAUAUGGUAGUUGCGCCAUACUAUGGCUCAAAUAUCAGUCGAAAGCAUGCAUUGAAGUAUGAGAUCUUCCGUGGAGGUAGCAAGAAGCCACGGUGUCAUGCAAUCAUCAUGACCUACGAGUCCGCUGCCGCCGAUGCUGCUGUGCUACCCAAACUAAACUUUUGGCCGGUGCUUAUUGUUGAUGAAGCCCAGCGUUUGAAGAACAACAGCAGUCAACUUUUUCAAAAGCUGCUAAAGUCGGUUCGAUUCGAUCAAGCAGUUCUGAUGACAGGCACUCCAUUGCAAAAUAAUAUCCGCGAGUUAAUAAACAUCAUGCACUUUGUCGAUCGCAAGGAGUUUGCAGAUAUCAGAGAACUGGAGGGAAAGUACAAAAACCUCUCGCAUAGCACGGUUCAAGAUCUACACGACCGAUUAAAACCAUACUUCUUACGACGCACCAAAGAAGUGGUUCUCAAGACACUGCCACCCAAAUCCGAAAUCAUUGUUCCAGUCUCGAUGAGCUCAUUACAAAGGGAAGUCUACAAGGAUAUCCUUGAGAAGAACCUCAAGUCCUACGCACAUCUCACGAGCAGCAAUCAAGAUGGACCGGGCAAGGCAAAGAAAACAUCACUUGCCAACACGCUCAUGCAAUUGCGCAAGACCCUCGAGCACCCCUAUCUCCUAUCGGAUAUUGAAAUCAAGCAGAAGGAUGCAGCAACAACCCAGCAAGUGCUAAUAGACGCGUGUGCAAAGCUCAAAGUGCUACAUCAGAUGCUCCCAAAACUUAAAAACGGCGGUCAUCGCGUGCUUAUAUUCUCGUCGUUCAAGGGAACACUGGAUAUCCUGGAGGAUUAUCUGACUUUUGAACGGUACAAAUAUGUGCGCAUUGACGGAGACACACCAACCAGUGACCGUGUCAGCUACAUUGAUCAGUAUAACGCACACAAUUCGGACUUGUUUGUAUUUUUGCUGACGACUCGAGCAGGCGGUGUGGGCAUCAACUUGGCGACGGCUGAUACGGUUAUCAUGUGGGACUUUGAUUAUAAUCCACACGCCGAUUUGCAGGCUAUUUGCCGUGCAUACCGCAUUGGACAGACGCGUCCCGUUUUGGUGUUGCGCUUCAUGACACGACUUUCAGCUGAAGAAAAGAUUGCACAGAUCGCUAAGAAAAAGAUGGUGUUGGACCACCUAGUUGUGGACAAAAUGGACGACGACGAUCUCGAUGAGGACGACGUCGCGGGUAUCAUCAAAUUUGGCGCUCAGGCGCUUUUUGAAGAAGACGACUCAAAAAAGAUCACGUAUGACUCGGCUGAUAUUGACAAGUUGCUCGAUCGUUCAAGUAAUGCAUCUACCACCGAAGAGUCUUCCUCACCAGCCGCACCAGAAGCGGGUCCAAGCAGCAGCAGCUCGGAGCAGUCUGGAUCCAAGCCUAUGUCAUUUUCAUUUGCUAAAGUCUGGAAUCUCAACAAUGAUGCUGCGACCGAGGAGUUGACUGACGACGGGGAUAAGGACCAUGCUGAAGAUGAUAAUUUCUGGGUCAAGUUCUUGGAGUUGAAGAAUUCGCAGGCUGAGAUGGAACAGCAAAAGAAAGAAGAGCUUGGUAGAGGUGCUCGGAGACGGACAAAAGUCGUAAGUGUUCACCUUUGGUUUUUUUCUUCUCCCUUUGUGCGUGCCUGUUUUAAUGUCUUGAUUGUUUUAGAACUAUUCCGAUCAACGUGA
This is a messenger RNA of Zychaea mexicana, 2016 nucleotides long. Its product is annotated as P-loop containing nucleoside triphosphate hydrolase protein. Bases 1 to 2016 code for a protein of 671 amino acids. Gene Ontology annotation, cellular component: chromatin; nucleus. Lineage: Eukaryota; Fungi; Mucoromycota; Mucoromycetes; Mucorales; Lichtheimiaceae. Gene Ontology annotation, molecular function: ATP hydrolysis activity; chromatin binding; ATP binding. Gene Ontology annotation, biological process: chromatin remodeling; negative regulation of transcription by RNA polymerase II. The transcript is spliced from 4 exons. The record is from RefSeq and is a predicted model, not a curated record.